AUGCUGGUCUUCGCGCAUGGGCAGUGGGCGGCGACUCCCACAAUAGAGAGGGAGGCGGGCGCUAAAAUGCUCAGAAUGCUUUUGGAGAUGUACGCGAUGUGUAAACUGUCGGCGAAGGACUUCGCCACGCUCUGCCACUACGGCCAGCAAUCCAAUAUCAAAGGCGGAGAUUGGGGCCGCUACGCCUGCAGUCCAGGACAGAGCACUGGCAAUUACCAACAGCACUUGGAUCGGGUCAUACCGCCGCCAAAUGGGCACUUCGAGAAUGUAAGCGUCCCGAUGUUCGACCAGAUACACGGCCGUGUGACUCGGAUAGUCCCAUGUAAAAUUAUUUGGAGUUCGUUGGAGGAAGAGUACGCGGCUGACCUAACCAUUGCCAGGGACCUAGCUGCAGGCGCAAAGCCAGUGAUGACUGUGCCAGCAUACCUUCAACACCCCGCCGUGCUUGAGGCGACCCAGUUGGGUCGUCAGCGUCCUGUCCCGAUGGGCGUAUACAUGGACGGCGUACAAUACAUGGCCCAAGCAUCGGGCAGGAACGACACAUCCCUCGGAUUUUGGGCGAUCAACUUGCUCAGUGGUCGCCGCCACUUCGCAUGCGCCACCAAGAACCAGGACGCGUGUCAGUGUGGAUGCAGGGGCAAUUGCACGAACUUCCCUCUCAUGCAUCAGAUGGAAUGGCAGUUUCGGGCCCUGCUGAACGGCAAGGUACCGCUCACGCUUGCUGAUGGCAAGACGAAGCUGCCAGAGGCCUGGGAGCCAGGCAGGUGGCACAAGCCAGCUAAAGGCAUUGGUGGGAGGCAGGUCGCCAUGGCGGUGGUCGUCAAUGGAGUCCACUUGACGGCAGGGGACAUACUAUGUCCAUCGAAGUCUUUGCCAGACGUGGGCGCGCUCAGCAGCAUUGCGCCACCGUCUUUUGUCACGUUCUGGCGCCACAGGCUGGACCCAGACGGCAAGGUCAUGGACGGCAUCAAUUACAGAUGCGCGCUCUUCCCCCGAGAGCUGACAACGUCUCCGUCGCAAUCUCUCUGCGUUGACGUGCUGCACACAUUGUACUUUGGACCGGCAAUGCGCUGGCUGAGCGCAUCAUUGCACAGAAUUAUUCUCAAAAACACGUUGCGGCUAGGCGGUGGCAUAGAUCAGGUGCACAGCAACGCAAUAGGGUUCACCAGGGCCGACAUGGCCAUCUACAUGGGCGCAUGCGUGCCGCAGGAGCGGCGCCUGAACACCUUGACUGUCAAGAUGCUCGGGAAGCGCCACGGCGCUACAUUGCAG
Molecule: messenger RNA, 1272 nt
Organism: Prorocentrum cordatum
Lineage: Eukaryota; Dinophyceae; Prorocentrales; Prorocentraceae
Source: the annotation of a GenBank genome assembly